Molecule: messenger RNA, 2819 nt
Organism: Fundulus heteroclitus (mummichog)
Lineage: Eukaryota; Metazoa; Chordata; Actinopteri; Cyprinodontiformes; Fundulidae
Product: atrial natriuretic peptide receptor 1
Exons: 23
Coding region: 32-2620 (862 amino acids)
Biological process (GO): receptor guanylyl cyclase signaling pathway; intracellular signal transduction; protein phosphorylation
Molecular function (GO): protein kinase activity; peptide receptor activity; ATP binding
Source: RefSeq, a predicted model, not a curated record
CAUCGCCUGUCAGCGCUGGAGCAGCAGCAGCAUGAAGAAGCCCAGGCUGUGGUUUCUGCUGUGGGUUUGUGUUUUGCGAGUCCCUCCUGGGUUCUGUUGGCACGACCUGGACAACAGCGAGUACGACUGCUGGCCUCUGGACCAACCAAACGAAUACAACAUGAUCGACUGUGGAGGUAUGGAGAUGGCCUGGGUGGUGCGUCCUCCAGAGCUGGUGAAAACCGGCGAGAUGUUCACCGUCACAUACUCCGUCACGGCCCGGGACUCCUUCUACCAGUGGGCGGUCCAAAAUGGCGUCUUCACACAGAGCUCAAUAACAGAUGCUGCUUCUGCUCGAUGGUUCUGUGAACAUCAAGACUGUCCAGCAAGUUGGACAGAAGCUGAUGGAGAAAACUGCUGCAUCCAUCAUGCUAACAUCCACUCCUGUCCAAUGGGAUACAUGACAGAGAGCAUCUGUGGCCCCUGGAUUCCAGAUGAUGGAAAAAUCUUCACCCACACCAUCUCCACGACGGGUAAGAUGUCCCAGACCAACUGGACUUCCAAGGUGGUUCUGUUCCAUCCAGGCUUAACCUCGCUUAUUGCUCACAUCAGAGUUGGUACCAUGCAGGCUGCACUGGAGGCAAAGAGCACUGUUGUGCCAGCUGUAGUUUGUGGUGAUAAAAUCUGUGAGGAGGGGGAGUAUUGUUCCACAUGUCCAGCUGACUGUGGAGAAUGUCCCAUGAGUCCCGCCACCAAGGUGGCCAUCGGCCUGCCGCUCAGCCUGCUCUGCCUUUCCUUCGUACUGACCGCCGUGUGGCUGAGAUAUCAGAAGGAAAAGCUGCUGUGGGACGAGAGCUGGAUCAUUGACUUCUCAACAAUUAAACAAGAUCAGGAAACUCAUAUGACCAUGGGCAGCAUGAUGAGCGCACCAGAGGGACACAGGGACAGCAACGUGAGCUGUGUGACUGCAUUCAGCUCCUGUAAUGCCCAACCAGCAAAUUGGAAGGGACCGUUCACCUGCACCGGGAUAUAUGAUGGCAGAACGGUGGCGAUCAAAAAGAUCCAAACAAAGUCGUUCUCUCUGUCCAAGACCAUCAGGGAGGAAGUCAAACAAGUCAGGGAGCUUGAUCAUCCAAACUUGAGCAAGUUCAUUGGCGGAUGCAUUGAAGUUCCAAAUGUUGCCAUAUUAACAGAGUACUGCCCAAAGGGAAGUCUUCAUGAUGUCCUGCUGAACGAGGAGAUCCCCCUCAACUGGGGCUUCAGGUUUUCCUUCGCCACAGACAUUGCCAGAGGGAUGUCGUAUCUCCAUCAGCAGAAGAUCUGUCACGGCCGCCUCAAGUCUCUGAACUGUGUGUUAGACGACCGCUGGGUGUGCAAAAUAACAGACUAUGGGUUGAGGACAUACCGGAGGGGAGAUGGGACGGAGCCCUUGUCCUCCUAUCAGCAGAGGCUCCUGGAGGUCUAUAUGCCACCUGAGUUUCAGACCUCCAACGUGGAGCCGACACUUGCUGGAGACGUAUUCAGCUAUUCCAUCAUUCUCCUAGAAAUAGCCACUCGCAGCGACCCUGUCCCACCAGAAGACUCUAACCUGGAGUGUGCGUGGUGUCCUCCUCUACCUGAGCUGAUCUCCAGUAAAGGCGACAACACCUGCCCCUGUCCUGCAGACUAUGCAGAGCUGAUCCGCCGAUGCCGCUCUAACAACCCCCUCCACCGACCCACAUUUGACCAAGUCAAGAAGUUUGUUCACCGCAUCAACCCCAUCAAAGUCAGCCCAGUGGACAUGAUGAUGAACCUGAUGGAGAAGUACAGUAAACACCUGGAAGUCCUUGUGGCCGAGAGAACUCAGGAUUUGAUGCUUGAGAAGCAGAAAACCGACAGGCUGCUGUACAGUAUGCUUCCUAAACAGGUAGCUGAUGAUCUACGUCUGGGGAAACCAUUACAGGCCCAGAGCUACGUCAGCGCCACUGUCUUCUUCAGUGACAUUGUUGGGUUCACUCAGCUGUCCAGUAGCAGCACUCCUUAUCAGGUAGUCGACUUCCUCAACAAGCUGUACACAACGUUUGACGACAUCAUCGACAACUAUGACGUCUACAAGGUGGAAACCAUUGGAGACGCCUACAUGGUGGUGUCGGGCGUUCCUCAGGAGAACGGGAUCCUGCAUGCCGCGGAGAUUGCCAGCAUGGCUCUGGACCUGGUUGGUGUCUGUCGCACCUUCAGGAUCCCCCAUAAACCCAACACCCAACUACAGAUACGAGCGGGAAUUCACUCAGGUCCGGUGGUGGCUGGAGUUGUGGGGACCAAGAUGCCUCGGUACUGUCUGUUUGGAGAUACGGUGAACACAGCUUCCAGGAUGGAGUCCAAUAGCCUGGCUCUGAAGAUCCAGAGCAGCUCCAGCACCUUUUACCUGCUGGAGGAGAUUGGUGGCUACGUGUUGGAGUGCAGAGGAACCCUCCAGGUCAAGGGGAAAGGUGACAUGGUGACGUACUGGCUGGAGGGCAAGAAGACGUCUGGAGGGUCCAAGGACGUGGGAAACGACACCAGAGCAGCCAAACAACACAACCUAGAAGCAGAGAAGGAGAAGGACCUGUACUCGUCCGUUCCCGGGUUCAUCAGCGACGACCUUCUCAUGGAUCCAGCCUGAUCCAAAACUUCUCCGCAGAUAAUCCACGUGGUAUAAACUAGGAAUGGUCAGCUGUACUUCACCAGUGGUUGUAAAUGUGUAGAAAAUGUCUCAAACACAUCAUGAAUGGUGUUAAUUUAACUGUUUAUUAGGAAUCUUCACCUUUCUCAACCUUUAGAAAGUAAUUUAUUUAUGUUUGUAGAUAUGUUAUUAUUAUUAU